ACAUAACCGAAUAAUGUUGGAAUGCGCCUUUAGGAAACAUGAUGUGGAUUGGAUUCAUAUAGCUCUGGAUAAAGACCAGUGGUAAAAACUCGUAAACACAGUAAUAAACCUCCUGGUUCCAUGAAAGUUUGACUUCCUAGUGGAUGACAUUGUGGUAAGGUUUCACAGUUGUACCAAGGUUCUAACUUUUAUUUUCAUUUUUGAUGGGUUGAAGUAAAUGUAUUCUAUUGGUUGUAACCGAAUCAGUAUGUUUAAAUGCUUUGGGCAAGUGUGAGUGCAGUAUGAGGCCAGUUACUUUCUGUAAAAUGAAACAUUCACUUUUCCCAUAUUAGGUUAUUUUCAUAGUGGUAAAAAACUGUAAUAGUGAAGUCCAGUAUGGCAGAUAAAUAUCAGAAAAUAGAUAUUUGUUAAAGCUUCUAUUUGCUGUUUUGUGAACAAUAUUAUUUGUGAUAAACACACAGGGAAAUUUGGAUGAAGAAAUCUGAACCAAAUAUACACCAAAAAAUUAAAUGUGAAAUUAGGCAAGUUAAAUGUAAAUGCAAGUAGCUUGACUAAGUUAACUGCUGAUAGCAGUGUUUUGGGGUUACCCCAGCCAACCUUCUCCGUGCACAAGGGUUCAUGACAGUGUGAUACAGUGUUUGAGUAUGUUUUAUUUUAUUUUUGUCAGAGUAGCAAUCAUAACUGAAGUUUUGUUCAGAUAAUAAUUCAGAGAACAGUUUAUGCAGAUGCACUGGUUUGAGACUAUCUCAACCAACCCAACUCAGCAUAGGUUUUUGUGUUUUCCCUUUUUACAUAGUAUCCAACUUCCAAAACAGCAAUCAUAUAAUAUCUAGAUGAUUGACAAAGUCCAAAUGAAUAAUUUAAUAAUAAGAUUUAUUUGUAAAUCUCAUUUAAAUCUUAGACAAAUAGGUGUCACAAAAUAAAUUUUUCAGUAUACUGGAACAAUUAAUGAAAAUUCCAUAUCUCAAAUUCUGGGACAUCUGGUCAUUGUAAUCUACUUAUUAAUUAAAAAUAAUGUAUAAUGAAGUUUUUUAUGUUUCAGCAAUCACCGUCUGAAGGAUUUAGAUCAUCAAGAGGCAUAUCAUAUUUAUUUUCUUUGAGAAGGAAGAAGACUCCCCAAGAGGUGACACUGGACCUGACAGAUGAUACUUGGCCAAGAAGGGAUGAAAAUUCACAGACAGUGGCCAUGAAACAUCAGUUAUCUGGUCCAGCAGUUGUAGAUGUACCACUGCAGCCUUUGGAUGCUCGCUCCUUAUUGGCUGCUCGAGCUGUGUUACAAACAACCAAUCAAAGAGAGAAAAGUAUUGCUUCUUCCACGCCACCCAGUUCACUUGACCUUGAAUGGGAACAUGAAGGUUGUCUUCCCAUUCAACCACUACAUUAUGCUGGAGUAACAGAAGAUGAUGGCUGUGAGUCUGCAGCAACUAAUGGUCAGAAUGGUGUCAGUGCAGCUGGUAGCACAGCUUGGUCACGUGUCUCUACUCCUGAUUCUCUAGAGUGGGAUCCUGCAGAAGCACCCCUUACUGCAGCCAGUGAGAGGUCAGUCGAAGAGCUGGAUGCAGAGACUGAACAGUUACUUAGCGAGAUUGAACGUCUCACCUCUAGAGCUUUAAGAGAAACUGGAGACUGGAGCAGCUGAUCUCCAUUACUGCCCUCAGUUACUAUUGGGUGGGUGCCCAGAUAUGAGCUUUAAAGAUUUGAAUAACGUGUGUUGAAUUUGUAAUUUUAAAGUUGUUAAGCAGAUGUUGUGAGCUAAUAGGCAAGUGUGAUAUUGCAAGGAACAGAUGUCCAGCAGUUUUUCCAAAUAUUCAUAAACAAGAUUGUUUUGUUCAUAUUUUAAUUCAUGAAAAAAAGAUAACUUCACCAGUACAGGUACAUCCAGGUUUGUUCUUUUUUCUCCAUUGCAGAUAUCAGUUUGACCUUUUCUAUCCAAGUGCCCCAUUACAUGGUGUUUCACAACUGAUAUGCCCCUGUAAAGAAAGGAAGGUGGUGCAGCUAUGCAUUCCAACAAAAUUGAAACAGACUUCAAAAAUAUAAUUUUUCUACAAGUAAAUAGAAUGCCACUACCUGAAAGGCUGUAUAUAUAGUUAUAACAAAUAAUUUGCCAUCAUGCAUUUAUUUUUUGGUAAAAUACCCCCUAAACAUUUCUUGAACCCAUAAGGUAUAUCCAGAACAUAGUUUGGAGACCAGUUCCUUGGGUUGCUUUGUAUUCAACAGGAAUUUAUGACUUUCUAUAAUCACAUCCAAAGUUGGCCUACUGUGACAGAUUCAGUGCGCUGGUAGCAUAAUUAUAGUUGUAUUUUCAUUUUCUUAAAAUUGGUUAACAUGAUUUUGGCACCGUGUCUUUAUAACUGCUUUGACUAUCUGCUUAUUCCAUUGAAUUAUACAUACAUCAUAUUUUCUGUAUUGUGUUCUAACAUAUCAACAGGUUAGCUUAAGAUGAAGUUGAUCACCCAUUGAACUAGAAGGUAUAAGCCUUCAGGUAGCAGUACUGAUAUGAUGUAUGAUAGAAUUAAGUUGAAUUAUGUAGCAUUUGUUUAAUAUCCAAGAACUUAAUUAAUUGCAGAAUGUAAUCUGAAUUGUUGUCUCCUGGAUUAUGUCACCUUUUAAUCUUUUGGAUGGUUACCAAAGUUUUUAAUUAACAUAUUACCUCCAUCUCCUACAUGACAGUGAAGGUGCUAUGUUCCACCAAAAUGUUGGUAACAAUCUACAAGAGAACACAGCAUCAUAUACUAGAAGACCACAAUCCAAAUUUGUACUGCCCAGAAAAACCUCAUGUCUUAUACAAAAUAAGUAAUUGUUGGCAAUAUUGUUAGUAUGAUGAGAAGUCAAUAAACUGAAUAUAUUUGGAUCUACCAUAUUAUAUAAAUAAAAAGUUGCCAAUUUACUUAUGGCAGUAUGUUAGAAAUUUAUAUGUAGCCACACUUGAAGUUGAUAUAUUAUGGUUGUGAAUAAAUAAGAGCAAGAGUAGAUGUUAGUAUGCAUGUGGGUAAAAGUAGCAUUAACAUGAACGGCACUAGGUUAAAUGAAGGACAAUACUAAUGAAAUAAAAUAUAGACUGAUUGCUUGCUAAUGUACUGAAAACUCCAAAUACAGUAACACUUGAUUAUUGUGCUAUCGAAGUAGUGUUUAUUGUUAAUCUUGAUUAGUAAAAUCUUGAUUACUUGACUCCUUAUAUUUGAAACCUCUUCACAGUCACAGUACAACUGUUUUCAUCUUGGUAGGUGUUUCCCACGGGUAACAGAACUUGUAUUUGAAAAAAUUCCAGGUGUCAGUACAUAUUUGGAAGAAAAUAAGUCUGGAAAUGUAUGUGAGACAUAAAUUCUGGCAUGUUUUAAAAAUUUUACCUUUGUGAACGAUCAAGGAAACGCUGGGUGGCAUUCCCUGCUAAAUAACUUUUGUAAGAAAAAUGUAGGUCUUCAUGUAAAAUGCCUGUUCUUGUUGUCCAGUUCUUAACCUAAAUUGGUAUGUAUUGACAUAGUUUUAGGAAAAAUCCCCAAUAUAAAACUUCCUAAGUUGUGACGCAUAUACAGAUGAAUGGAGAGAGCAGUUUUAAUAGGCACUCAGUGGAGUUAUGAAUGCACCUAAACACUGCUGUAACAUAGUUACUGAGUGAAGGAUCUGAACAGGAAUGUAUAGUUAUGAGAGUACCGAAUGUGAUGAUAGAACAUAUCCUGAACAAUAUUACUUAUGAAUAUCAUUAAUCUUUUUUUCCAAACUGAACCACAUGAUCGUGAGAAAUUUGACAGACAGAUAUACUAUUAUGCUAGGUUUUGAUGAAAAUUUAGAUGUUUUUUGGACAAAGAUUGUGCUCAUAGUGCACUGAGAAAUAUUUAAAAAGUGCCAUAUACAAUUUCGCUGUUGGUUUUGUACCCAGAAGACUACAAGGAACAUGAAUCACGUUGGAAGUCUCAUGUCUUGCUGAUAUUGAUGUGGUUUGAAAUUUGUAUUGUGAUGUAAUUUAAAAUAGUAUAUCUGACUUAUUUCCUCAUAAGACAGUAAAGAAAUUUUGGGCAUUGAUGCUCCUUCAUGAUGUUAUGGUGUAGAAUUAACCCUCUUACCUAUUUUAAAGUUUUUCUGUGUUACAUCAUGUAAGUUGUUUAGAGUGUGUUGUCUAUGUAUAUCAAAAGUUUGUUCAUUCCAACAACCACUAAACAAAAAGCACUGUUAAGUUUUAUGUGAUAAUAGGGUAUAAAUAUAAAAGGUGGAGAAUUUCUUGACUCUGCGGAUGACAGCUUCUAAAUAAAGAUGGGCUUUGCUCCAUGGAAUUUAAUAGAAUAUAAAUAUACACAUGCCUGUUAUUGUUUUAAUUACUGGUGUAUGAGAACUGGUGACAACUGGGACCUCAGGUCUCAGGUUAAAGUGCCAUCAUAUUUUGGCUUUUUAAUAAAUGAAUAUGAUAUGCUUUCCAUUUAUUUUUGCAUAUUCAGUGAGAGGUGGUGCACUUUGCAUUCAGUAGUUUACAUUUGUUAUUUAUAUAUGUAUAUAUAUAUAUAUAGGUCUUUAAUAUUUAAGUACUUAUGUCUCAUAGUUGUAGUGAGUAUUUGAAUCUUCCAGGUCUCUUGACUGCCAUUUGUGCCUGACCAAAAGAUGGCCAUUUGUUUAUUUAUAUUUAUCAUCAGUCUUUUAAACAGUACCUUUAUUGGUAGUAUGAAAAUCUCCAAACACAAAACAUUUUAAUUUUUUUGAACUUAGAUUAUAAGCUCAGGGUGUGCCUUACAAUUGAGUAAUAGAAUGAAAUACACUAACAUUAGUUGCAUCAAGUCAUUCAUAUUCCUAACAGAAUGUACUGAAAGCGGGUUCAGUUCUUUUUCACACUGUUUCAGCUCAUUAUGUUAGAUACUGACUCAUCCACUCAAAAAUUCCUGGUUGCAUUUUGUUUCAGAAUAGAUUAGAACAGAGUAACUUUUGACACACUAUGUCUGUAUGGAAAUAAAAUCAAGCCAAUGUUUGUAUGGAGUUGCUUUCACCCUGUGUUUGUGUAAACAUGUAUGUGUAUGUUUUUCGUAUUAAUUGUGUUAUGUUUUAAUUGAAUUAAAUGCCAAAUUAUUAAUAUCUCUGAAGGUCAUGUUUCUUACCAUGCUAUGAUGCAUUGAGGAGAAUUGGUAUCUAAUAGAUCAGUAAAAUAUGUAUCUGACACAUUUUUGUGGGAUAAGUUAGAAAGACACACAGUAGAGUAAGUCUUACAUAAUAAACUCCAAAAUAGUUUGAGUCAUAUGGUUAGAGGGUUAAUCAGCAUUGCAUAACAUGUAUUAUAUGUAUAAAAGAGUUUAUCGAAUGCUACUUUAUAUUAAGAAAGCAUAAUUAGUAGAACAUAAACCAAACAAGAUGCCUUCUUGAGAGACAGGAAUAUCUGUUUGAUUAACUAUUCAAUUUUAUAUUUUGUCUCAGGUUGUGAGUGGUGUUAUGAAUUUUUAAAAGCUGGUGGGUACUACUUAAAUAAAUUACAUUUUAUCAAGUUGGCUUUUGUGAGAAUGCUAAAAGAAAUUUAAAAAAAUUUAAAAUGAUGUUGGGACCAAGUUGUGAGAAGUUUAUUGAUAAAAAUGCUAAUGCAUUAAAGAUAUGUAGUUUUUUGUUACACUUGUUUUAAUGUAAGAAGAGAAGAAUGGUUCAUACAUAAUACUUCGGUAAGAAAUUGGAAAGUGUAUAAAUUUUAUUUAUUCCUAGAUAUCUGGUAUUGCUGAAUAUGACAUUGUGCAGUAUGGGAAUCAGUAUUAAAGAGUGCCUGAAAGGGAUAAUAUGAUGUGAAUGAAAUCCACCUACUGAGAAAUUAAUAUACAUAGCUUCUUAUCAAGGACCUUAUAUCAGAAGUGUUCUGUGUUACAGAGACUCCAAAGAUGCAAGUGUUUUGAUUUUAAGUUUGUGAUGGAAUAAUGUUCAAUUUAUAUAUGAUUGCACAUAUAAAAUAUAAAUGUUCGUGGAGAAGGUAAAUAAUUUACACUAAUUGAAAACUCAAAAGUUUUCAAAGUGUUUAAAAGUUAUAUGAACACUGAAGACAGCUUUUCAUGUAAUUUAUAUUGUGGUAUGGCAAAUUAAAAGGAUGAAAAGAUUUACCUAAUAUUUACUAUUUGUGGUAUAUGUCUUUCCCAGUAAUACAUAUUGCGAUUCUAGGACAUUCUUUCUUUGUAACAUGAUUCAACCAUGAUAAUGAAUUGGUGAGUUUGAAAGUUUAGUUUGAUAAAAAUACCUGUUUUUAGUAGUUUUCCAUUAUAUUUGUGUAAUGAGUAAAGUCCUGGUAAGUCAAAGUCAAAAGCACUUAGUUCUUGUUAUAUACUGUAGUUGUUGUCUUACAGAAUUCAUUAAGUAGUAAGGAAAAAUAAUUUAUCCAUGUUUACUGUUAAAAAUAAUUUUUGUUCCAUUUGUCAUGAGAAAUUCAUUUUUAUGGGACUUGCAUGAGUUCAGUUGGGAUUACCUGCUCCAAAUGGUACAAUGAGUAGUUAAUUGAGCUUGGGGGGAAGGGGUGAGAGGAAUGUUAGUACUAUUCUAUAUAGGUUCCUGAAAUGUGUAUGACAGAGUAUAACUUAAAAUUGUGCAUCGUUUAUUGAGGUCAGUUUUGUGUAAAAUGGAAGGUAGUAAUUAAUGCCUGCACAAAAUGUUUGCAGUUAUUAUGACUAAUUAAUCAGUUGGCCAAAUGUGUGUAAUUUGGUGCAAAGAGUAAUAACAAAUGUGUCCACAAAUUUAUAUGUAACAUCUUUUAUGUGCUGAAAAGUCCCAACAUGAUAAGAGUGCAGUUUAUGAUAUUACAUUUUAUGUUAGGUUGUGUUACAUUUGAUCUGUCUUUAGCCAUCUCUUUAUAUAAGUAUAAAAUGAGUGAUAAUACAGGAUGGACAUUGUGAA
Messenger RNA from Zootermopsis nevadensis, 6837 nucleotides. The record is from RefSeq and is a predicted model, not a curated record. Lineage: Eukaryota; Metazoa; Arthropoda; Insecta; Blattodea; Termopsidae.